AUGGUCGGCUUUUGCGCUGAUUUGUUCGACGAAAUUGACGAGAGAACACAUUCAGUCCGCCUGUGCCUUCUGAAGGCGAAGGGUUUGGGAAAUUCCGAAAAAGAUGUGAUAUCAGUGCUUCUUGCUUCUGGAAAUGUUGAAGGAUCUUCUCAAGUCUUCCUUUGA
Molecule: messenger RNA, 165 nt
Organism: Plasmopara halstedii
Lineage: Eukaryota; Oomycota; Peronosporomycetes; Peronosporales; Peronosporaceae
Exons: 2
Coding region: 1-165 (54 amino acids)
Source: RefSeq, a predicted model, not a curated record